This is a messenger RNA of Neurospora hispaniola, 1369 nucleotides long. Its product is annotated as DHS-like NAD/FAD-binding domain-containing protein. Bases 186 to 1190 code for a protein of 334 amino acids. Gene Ontology annotation, molecular function: histone deacetylase activity, NAD-dependent; NAD+ binding. The record is from RefSeq and is a predicted model, not a curated record. Gene Ontology annotation, cellular component: nucleus. Lineage: Eukaryota; Fungi; Ascomycota; Sordariomycetes; Sordariales; Sordariaceae. The transcript is spliced from 2 exons.
GUGAAAACAAAAACUCUUAAAUCAACAUCGUACUACUGACAGCAAACAUCAAUCCAUAUGCCAACAAGCUUGUUGACUGCAUAAAGGUCAUCGAGGUCUCUCUACAAAUAUUUCAAGAUGGACAUCAUUCGGGCCUUUCUGUCAGCAAUCUGAUCGAGCAUUAACUACUCCGUUACCCAAUCACCAUGGCCUCAAGACUCAACAACCUCGCCGCCUUUCACCAGAAACUGGCCAAAGCCGAUCGCAUCCUCGCCAUCUGCGGUGCCGGACUCUCCGCCGCCUCGGGACUCCCCACCUUUCGCGGUGCCGGCGGACUCUGGAGGAACUACGAGGCCACGGACCUAGCUACGCCAGAAGCAUUUGCUUCGGAUCCCGGUCUAGUAUGGUUAUUCUACGCCUAUCGCCGCCACAUGGCCCUCCAAGCCCAACCCAACGCAGGCCACCACGCCCUCGCCGCCCUCGCCAAGAAAAACCCCAACUUCCUGUGCCUAACUCAAAACGUCGACAACCUUUCCUCACGCGCCGGCCACCACCAGCAGCAGCAGCAGCAGCAGCAACUACAUACCCUCCACGGCUCCCUCUUCACCCUCCAAUGCUCUUCCUACCCUUCACAAUGCACCUACAUCGACCAAAACAACACUCUCGACCCUCUCUGCCCUGCUCUAGCACCCGCAUCAGCAUCAGCAUCCAUCAACCCCCCGUCCAAUGACCCCCCAAAACCAUCCCAAUCAUCCAAGACCAUCAUCCCCCUCCUAGACCCCAGCACCCCCCUCCCCCCCAUCCCCAAAUCCCACCUCCCCCACUGCCCACAAUGCAAAAAUCUACUGCGACCAGGCGUCGUCUGGUUCGGCGAAUCUCUAAAUCCCACCAUGCUGGCCGAGAUAGACGCGUGGAUCGACCAAGGAGGUCCAAUCGACCUUGUCCUGGUCAUAGGGACGAGCAGCGUCGUCUACCCGGCGGCCGGGUACGCGGAGAAGGCGAGGACGAAGGGGAGGACGAGCGUGGUGACUGUCAAUAUGGAAGUGGACGACGUUGAAGAGGAAGAGGGGUGGAUGUGGGGAAAAGGAAUAAGAAGAAGAAGAAGUAGACCGGAAGAACAUUUGGUGUUUCAGGGGGGAGCGGAGGAGUGGCUGCCUAGGAUGUUGGAGCCUGUGAUUGGGGUUGCGAAGGAUGAUGGGACGUAUGAAUGAGAAAAAAGGGGGGGAAAGGGAUUUUCGUGGGGAAAGCAGGGAGGGAGGGGGAGGAAAAGGGGAUUAAUGAGAGGUGAUGGAGAAAACAAAGUGAGUGCUUGAACUGGGAUCCACUACCACGUGGGAGACGGCCCGGGCCGGACCCGAUAUGAUCGGCGGACGGGACGGGAGCUGGAUGU